This is a messenger RNA of Mercenaria mercenaria, 3893 nucleotides long. RefSeq lists its product as uncharacterized. The transcript is spliced from 2 exons. Lineage: Eukaryota; Metazoa; Mollusca; Bivalvia; Venerida; Veneridae. The coding region runs from base 106 to 2298 and encodes 730 amino acids. The record is from RefSeq and is a predicted model, not a curated record.
CAAAUAUCUCCACGAUAAAUUAUCCUAGGUACAAAAAUAUUUUUCCUCGUUAUGAAAUAUGAAUAUGAGUGAUUCAGUUACAUCAGUGCAUUAACAAAAAAGGAAAUGGAAAACUGGAAUGAAGUGUUCACUCUCCAGGAAGAUGAAUAUCUCAAGGUUAAUGUGUCGGUGUAUAAAUGCUCUGUAUAUGAGGGAUCAUCAAAAUACAAUGAAGCCGCACAGAGUUUGCAUCAACAUGAUGAGGACCAUGCCACAUGGACACAUACCUCAACCGUUAAACCACCACUCCUGAAGAAUGUUCUGGGAGAAAGUUUAUUCUCUAGUAUUCAGGGACUGUUUGUUCAAAGUAAAAAUGAAAUUGCUGACUCUUCAACUGAUUUAGAGGCAGAGAAUCCAUGCCACGUGAUAAGAAGUGUUGAAUUUCCAGUCUCGAUUGUAAACUUAAGUCUUUGGCUCCUAGUUGUAUUAGUGGCCAUCAUAUCACUUGCUAGUAUCAUUGUUAUAGUAAGAAAAUGUAUUGGGAUGGUAUGGUACAGACUGAAUUUAAGGUUUCAGACUAAGACACAGAAAAAGGAAAAAGAAACUGUCAAGAGAAAUGAUGAAUCUGGUUGCGAGGUUGAAAAUUCUGCUGAUGAAAAGAUUGUUGUGGGAGAAGAGAAGAAGAAACCAGAAAGUAACGGUAUUCAUCUAAGUUAUCAGUGCCUUGUUUUCAAAGAUGCAGGUGUUGGUAGUUCAAAUGUGAUAACGUUCCUAGAACAAACUUCAGACAAAUUGUUUAAAAAACUUGAUAAGCAUCUGCUUAGAGGGUUAGCAGAGGGACAGAGUCUUCCUCAGACCUGUCCAGCUACACCAAGGCUGGCACGACGAAAUUUGACUCGGCGACAAAGAAUUGGCAGUUCACCAAUGCUUCAGUCUCUCACAGAUACGGGGAUGGAUAGUUCAGAAAAUAAAGAAACUGAAGAACAAGAACAUGCUUGGGAGGGUUUUAAGAGCUUUUCUGAGAGUUUACAGUGGAAAUUUCCCUUUGUGACUUUAACUGAAUCAUCUAACUUGAGCAGAUCCUCACAGAAAUUGCUACAUUACUAUCAAAGAGUUUGUCCAGUCCAAAACAACAUGUGGAAAACGUCGUGUUUAGUGACCAACUAUGUGCUGUACUUGAUUUCACAAGAAUUAUCUGCCAUUGAAAGCAAAGCAGGUUACAGGUUUAUUCAGUUCAUGGGUACAGGAUCAUGUAGAGAUGGUACAAAGGUUGCAAGACCUAAUCAUAUUGAUGUGUUAAUGGUUGUACAGCCACCUCUUGUACCCGAUUUAGUCUACGGAAGUUCAGAGAGUGGUAUACCUCCGGGAAUGGUUGCCGUCAGUGUUAACGCUGCUAAACAUUCGGCUUAUGAUAAAAAGAUUAUCUCAAAUCUUGAAAUUGAUGGAUCUUACAAGUCAUGUCUGUCUGCAAAAGACCUUGCUCUAGCCUCUGAGUCAUUGAUUGAAGAAUGUUUGCAUUCAUUAUACACAAAAUCAAGGUCGGCUAUGGAUAGAUUGCCAUUUCAAGUUAAAGGUGCACCAACAGCGACGUUGACUUUGAACAUAAAUACUAGAGCCCUUGUAGGUUUUGGCGAUCCCGAAAUCAAAGUGCGCAUCAUUCCUGUGCUCCCAUUGCCGAUGAACGGCUGGUACCAGAUGCCAAUGUUAUAUGCAACACCACCGGAUGCAGAUUACGAGUAUAAACAAAGAUCUGACUUGAGAGGAGCUGUUAAUCCUCAGUUACUCUGGCAAAUCAGGACAGGCGACUUCGAUACUGUGUUUAAUCUUGGAGUCGAUUCCAUGAUGAAACACGCUAGAGUGAAUUCAUGCCAUGUUGUCUGCUUAAUGAUUCUGAAAUCCUUGCUUACAGGAUGCAGUAAAAGCAAUCUCCUUGAUCGUGGCAUCUUUCCUUCAAACCAUAUUUCAACUGUCAUAAAUUUCCUUCUGUUGGAAAGUGCACCAUGUCAGUGGACUUUUGACAAACUCGGAGACAGAUUUUCAGAUGCCAUACAUUUCCUGAAAUCGGCCUAUAGCUGUAAUCGGCUGCCGCAUUUCUUUGUGAACAAUCCACAUCUGAUCAGCAAAAUGCCGGCUGUUGCAGAAAAUAAAGUUCUGACCCAGACAAGACAGAGAAAUUUGUUGGCAGAUGUCAAGUCAGAAAGUGUUGAGAAACGUUUGGAAUAUUUAGAAACAUGUUUACGUGAGACGGGACUCACAGACUGUGUAAAAGAGGAGUUUUCAAAUGAUAUGUGGGAAUUUGAGUUUUUUCUUUUUAAUUGAUAUUAAUGGACAAUGUUUUUAUGCAUAGCUUUUGUAUUGGCUUUGUGUUUUAUCAGAUAUAUAGGAUGGCUUUUGACAAUGUUGCAGUGAGGAAUAGGGAUCAGGGGUUCAGUGUAACGCAUAUUACAAGCAUAACAGUUCAAAUUGUGUUCAUUGAUUUGAGUCAUAUACAUCAAUUUUUACAUGUAGAAAGGCUAGCAAGGUUUAGCGGAUCUAUAUUCAGAUAUGAUUUCAGUAUUAACAAGAUUAUUUUUGGGAAGUUUGCCCAAGUAUUUCCAUGCAAGUAUAAUGUUUUAGGCUCUGUUGGUCUUGUCAUUAAUCCAAUAGAAAUGCUUAUAAAAUAUGAAAGAUUUAUACUUUUUCGAGAUUUUCAAAUUCAAGUGCUUUCAUUGCAAAUACAUGUAACGGUUAGUAAAAAGACAAGACCAGUCUCAGUUGGUUUAUGCAGCAUUUAUACAUGCACUCGGGUAGUUAAAAAAUAAAGAGGAAAAGUUUGAGAAGUACAAGUCACUCAGUAAGAAGUUUGGUGUAAAAUACAACACAGCUUCAUCAAAGCGGUCUCUUAAAACAACAUAAUUUAUUCUUUAACGACACAUAAAAGGAACUGAAGAAAAUACCUUUUAAUGCAAGUGGUCUCUGAUUAGGCAUCAUCCCGAGCAAGUUUUACUGUGUUUGGACUUUGAUUGUACUAUACUUGUGUCAUAUUCAUGCAGUAUCAGUUUGAAUAUUCCUAAACUCAUUCUUUUUAGUAUUUUAUAGAAACCCUUAUUGAAUAGAUAUUCUGAUGGGCAUCUAGAGUUAUGCUCCUGAUACCGGUAGUUUUUUCAGUUUAUUUUAUGAACCAGUAGAGAGUUUAUUUUGUAUUAACAUUGCCUACAGCACGCAGAAUCACAUAGUUUCCCAUAUUUGUUUAUGUAUUUAUUACACAUCUAUAUACACUUAAAAUUUCCUAAAUGGUCAUUUUUAGGUCCAAAUAAUUUAAGAUCUUCCAUAUUCCUGUAAAUUGUCCACGGAUAAUUUUAAAAAUAAAAUAGCUGGUGUGUAAUAAUGCAGGUUUCCAUUAUGAUGUAAAGAAAAUCUGUUAUCAGAUUGUAAAUACAAACUGUUUUAAUUUACAACAUUACAAAUGAAUUUAACAGGUUUAUUUUGAAAUGCUAAAUUUUCAAGACUUAUAGUGACCUAUAUUUUUUGUAAAAUGAAACUUUAGAAUGAAAUUUCAGUGAUGUACUGCUAAAACUGAAUUUUAAAAUGGUUUUCUGUUAGAACUAAAUCUGUGCUAGUUACUUUGUGAAUGAGAUAAUAGGCCUAGGGUUAUUAUAAUAGUAGCUCGAUUUGGGAUGCUGUAUUUGGCUCAAGUGGAUAUUGCCAGUGCAGAGUGUGAUCCAUCCUUGCAAAAUCCAUGAGAGCGGAAUACAAAAUCCCAGAUCUAGCAACUGUUGUAAUGACCCUUUUAUUAGUCCCCUACUGGUUGAAAACCAGUUUUGGGGAUUAUAGGAAUGCUCUUUUCCGUCAUUCCGUCAUUCCGUCCGUCCGCAAUUUCGUGUCCGGUCCAUAACUCUGUCAUCCAUGAAGGGAUUUUAAUAAUACUUGGCACA